AUGUCCCUACAGCACUCACUUGUUGCAGCCAUGAUGUGUAUUGUCGUGGCAAGCGCUGACGGCCAAAAUCUGGGAAUACGACCACCGUUCCCGCUCCCUCGGCAAUGUCCCAGUUUUUCAUACGACGCUUUUUACGACUUCCAGAAUAACGUUACCACCACCAACCCCAAUGUGCAGGAGCUGGGUGGUUUCACGGGAUCCGGCUGCUCUAGAAGAGGAGUUCUCAAACUGCUGCUGGCGCCAGCAGUGACCGACCCCGGCAGGCGAAGAGUCCUAGUGGACCUAUUCAUGGACGGCAACCCCACAGAAUGGGUUUUUAACCUGGGAGACUCCAGCUCAAACAAUGGCUACGCUGGCGAUGCAGAUACCCAGUGGUGGGACGCUGAAGUCCAAGGAAAAGGCCGGACCUUCGCUGGGUAUUUGAGUGACAACGGCGGAAGUGGACAGGCAUUCGUCGUCCCCAAUGCCUACUCAACUCGACAGACCCUGAUCGUCGGCGACGGUCACAUCACGUGGAUCCCUGACAACAACAACCUCAUCAACUACUACAACAACCCCAACCUGUUUGCUCUGAAUGGUCAGCAUGACGACAGACCUGGACCCUCCAACUACGAUCUCUUCCUGGGCAUCAACAGAGUUGUGUCUCAGGGUCGGGAGGGGUCUGGUGUUUGUAAAGUUGGCAUCAAGUUUUUGCCAGAGUUCUAG
Messenger RNA from Candidula unifasciata, 705 nucleotides. The record is from the annotation of a GenBank genome assembly. NCBI's taxonomy places the organism in Eukaryota, Metazoa, Mollusca, Gastropoda, Stylommatophora, Geomitridae.